Messenger RNA from Cryptosporidium muris RN66, 3165 nucleotides. RefSeq lists its product as uncharacterized. The record is from RefSeq and is a predicted model, not a curated record. The transcript is spliced from 2 exons. Gene Ontology annotation, molecular function: mannosyltransferase activity. Gene Ontology annotation, cellular component: nuclear inner membrane. NCBI's taxonomy places the organism in Eukaryota, Apicomplexa, Conoidasida, Eucoccidiorida, Cryptosporidiidae. The coding region runs from base 1 to 3165 and encodes 1054 amino acids.
AUGUCAGGAAGUGUCGUCUCAAGAAGGGAUGGAGAUAAGAGAAUUAAGGCUAUUAUUGUAGCCAUUAUAUCUUCUAUAAUAUUUACAAUAUUUCUGAUACUUAGGCAUAAAAUGGUUCUGAGGAGGUCAUAUGAGGAACAGAAGCUAACUUUAUUUAGUGAAAGUGCAUUUUACUACUCAUUUUAUGAGGAUAUAAUAAAUUCACCAACAAUAUAUGAUGGAAUAUACAGACUUUUAAAAGAUAAUAGGAGUGAAUACCCAGAUAUUAUAAAUGCAUUGUCUAGAUUCAAUAUAUCUCAGGAACUACUUUUAGGGAUUAUCUAUCGUUUAUUAUAUGGAGACUCAGGUGUUGCUAAGCAUUGGUCCUAUAAACCACUCUCGCCAUUUAACUUCUACUAUUAUGUAGUCCAUAUUUUAAUGGGGCUAGGAAUUGGGAUCUUAUGUGGUUUUUGUACAUAUAUUACUAAUUCUUAUUUGGCUGGUUUUUCUUCCUUGGGUUUCCUCUUUGCGAAUUUUCAAGAGCGUUUGCUAAUGAGGUUAUCAAGUAUUCCUUUACGUGAAAAUUUUGGCUUACCUUUUGUCUGGGGAACUGUAUGUGUUUGGUCUUAUAUCCUAGAUCGCAAUAUAUAUGAAAGAAAUUACAAUGGUAGAAAGUCAUGGAUAUUAAUGUGGCUUUGCAGUGUUUUGCUAAUACAAACAUGGCAAUUUUCAGUAUUUAUACUAUCAACUCAACUCGCUUCCACAUUUGCUACAUAUAUCUUAGGAUAUCCGAUAUAUAAUUUACUUAUACGCCUAAUAAUAUGUCAUUUACUAUCACUUUUUACCGGCAUUGCACUACAGUUCGGUUCGUACUAUCUUUUAAUGUCUCCUUUACUGCAAGUUGGACUAGCUAUACUUGCUAGUGUUUUAGUUCCAAUGAUGAUUAGGAAAAGGUUUGGGAGUAUUCCACAUAAUUUUAUUAGAAGUGAGAGUUUUUCGGCAAAGUGGUCAUUUGUUAAAUUAAUUGUAGCAAUAUUUGUAUUUACUGGGGUUAGAUUGGCCAUUGUCCCAUUUGCAGUUCAUGAUAGUCAUGUUUCUGAUAUACUUAAAUCUACUUUUUCUAAUAAUCAACAUACUUUUGAUUCAAUGAUAUAUAGAAUGGGUGGAUCUGAAUUUUCUUGGGUAACAAUACAACAGUUAAAGAUGAUACACAGGUCCGGAUUAUUUUAUAUAUUCUUUGCAUCACUUUUGACUAUUAUAAUUACUAUUUUCUCUGAUAUAUAUAAAAUUUACUUACUUCAGAAGUACUUUGUUGAAACCUCAAAAAUGAACCAAGUUGAAGUAUUAGCAUUGUCAUCUGAUCCUGACAAAAUAACAUCCAUAUCUAUCUCUAACACAUCUGAAAUACCCAUGAAAUCUUCAGAUACGGAGAAAUCCGAUGUUAAUACAAUUAUGGAUAGCUUACCUUCUCCAUCUUCUAUUUUAUCUGACUGGAAAAACAAAAAAACUGAACUAAAUAUAAGUAAAGAUCUAAGUUUUGUACUUAACUCAUGUUUGGCUUAUCAUCUUUUUCAGGUCUGUUGUUUUUGUUUCCUUGGAAUGAUAAUAUCUAGAUUGCGUGUUUUGGCAUUACCAUAUAUGUCUGUAAUAGCAGGAUUUCUAGCAUCAAAGCAGUAUAUUGAGUAUUUUUGUAGCAUAAUUGGAAAUUUUGGAAAUAUUUACUGCAAUAUACCUAAAAACAUAGAAUAUAUUGAAACUGUUACAAAUACUCAGGAAGAAUCUAAGGACAAAUUUCAAUAUGGUCAACAAUAUAAAUCACUUUUUAAGAAGUUUAUUUUACUUUUAUCAACUACUUUUAUACUAUCAUAUUCAUGGAAGCGUUGGCCAAUCGAAGAAUUGAGAGCAAUACUUCAUAGUGAAGAUAAUGCCACAUCUUCUAAAAGUAGACUUGUUUCAUGGCUUAAUACAAAUAUUCCUUCUAAUUCAUCUAUUGCGUCUGAUAUGACUAUAGGUGCUUCUAUAAGACUUAUGACGGAUUUUAAUAUUGUAUUACACCCUCAAUAUGAGGAUCCAAAGAUUAGAAAGAGAACACAGUUUAUGUAUUGGCUGACAGGUUGUGCACCAAUUAAAGAUAUUUAUGAUAUAUUGUGGGAAGAGUACAAGACAAAUUACAUAGUAACUCAAAUUUACCGUUGUUCUUCUCCUUCAAACGCACCUCAUAUAAUUAAUGCAUUUGAUGUCGCAAGUUACCUGGAUAAUAAUGAAUAUAGAUGCAAAGGAAAUAUUGUGCCCUUUCAACGUGGGUGUUGGAGGAUACAAUUAGAUAACUAUCAAAAGUACUUUAAAAUGAUUUAUAGGAACAGCGACUAUACAGUAUUUGAAAGAAGAAAUGAGGCAGAUCCAUUUGUGUUAAUGUCUAGAAGAAGCAAUAUAUUAACACCUCCUCAUUUGUUCCCUUACAAAAGAAAACUUUUGGACUGGGAAGAAAGCUGGAAACCUUGGAUAAAAAAUUACUGCCAAGCUAAUGAUAAUUAUUGUGCAAUGAAUAUUGUAGACUAUGCAAGGAAUAUCUUGGAUAUAUAUGGUAUUAAGGAAGUAACCGAUUUACUCUAUAAAAAUGCAAUUGAAUUAUACCCAGAAAAUCCAUAUGUGCUCCAUCACUAUGCAGAGUAUAUGGACUUUGAUCUAGGAAAAAGUCCUCAAGAAGUUAUAAUCUAUUAUAUGAAAGCUUUAGAGCUUAGUAAACCUAAUGACUUAAAAAUAUUAAUGGAUGUUGUACUCUUUAUUGAUCAGUCAUUUGGAAGGAGCAAAUCACUUGAAAAGAUUCUAAAGCUUAUAUUGGAGAAUAACUCAAUAAAAUCUCUUGUAUCUUUAGAUAUUAGUGAAAUUGAUUCAUAUUUAUCACGAAAUAAGAUUAUUGAUCUUUCAAGAAAUAAAUCUUUUCAAGAAUUUGUAUAUUCGGUAUGUAUGGUUGCAUCUUUUCUUAAAGCAUUAAUUAUAAGUAGUGAACUAGAAAUGUAUCAAACUAGCCAUAAUAUUUGGCAAGCUAUUGUUACAUGUAAUGUUCUAUGGGACUUGUCUUUAUCCUUAGAUCCCAAUAACAGAUGUGUUCUUCAGUAUUGGGAAUUAUUCAACAACAAAAAGAGAUCUACAAUGGAUGAUAUUUACUACUUCUUAUUUGGCUAA